Sphaeramia orbicularis (orbiculate cardinalfish) is the source of this 808-nucleotide messenger RNA. It is a transcript of the gene rpl6, whose product is annotated as ribosomal protein L6. Gene Ontology annotation, biological process: ribosomal large subunit assembly; cytoplasmic translation. Lineage: Eukaryota; Metazoa; Chordata; Actinopteri; Kurtiformes; Apogonidae. Gene Ontology annotation, molecular function: RNA binding; structural constituent of ribosome. The record is from RefSeq and is a predicted model, not a curated record. Bases 1 to 777 code for a protein of 258 amino acids. The transcript has 6 exons. Gene Ontology annotation, cellular component: ribosome; cytosolic large ribosomal subunit.
AUGGCAGAGGGAGACAAGUCUGCCAAGAAGAAGAAGCACGGGAGCCGGAACCCGGUUCUGGCCCGGGGCAUCGGACGCUACUCCCGUUCCGCUAUGUAUGCUCGUAGGGCCAUGUACAAGAGGAAGACCAAGACCACUGAGACCAAGAUGGAGAAGAAGAUUAAGAUUAAGGCUAAGGCCACUGUCAUCAAGACUGUUGGAGGAGACAAGAAUGGAGGCACUCGUGUUGUCAAGCUGCGCAAGAUGCCCCGUUACUACCCCACAGAGGAUGUUCCUCGCAAACUGAAGAGCCACGGAAAGAAGCCUUUCAGCCAGCACAAGAGGAACCUUCGUAGCAGCAUCACCCCAGGCACUGUCCUCAUCUUGCUUACUGGGCGUCACCGCGGAAAGCGUGUGGUGUUCCUGAAGCAGCUCUCCAGUGGUCUCCUGCUUGUCACUGGCCCUCUAGCCCUGAACAGAGUCCCCCUGCGCAGGGCUCACCAGAAGUUUGUCAUCGCCACCAACACAAAAGUUGACAUCUCUGGCAUGAAGAUCCCCAAAACUCUGAACGACGCCUACUUCAAGAAGAAGAAGCUGAGGAGGCCGCGUCACCAGGAGGGAGAGAUCUUUGACACAGAGAAAGAGAAGUACCAGCUGACAGAACAGAGGAAGGAGGACCAGAAGGCUGUGGACUCCCAGCUCCUGCCCCUCAUUAAGAAAGUCCCUCAGCUGAAGGGAUACCUGCGCUCCUCCUUCUGCCUGUCCAAUGGCGUCUACCCACACAAGCUGGUUUUCUAAAUGUGUUGUAAUAAACAGUACCAUGGUAACG